This is a messenger RNA of Salmo salar (Atlantic salmon), 2538 nucleotides long. RefSeq names its product synaptotagmin-13. Gene Ontology annotation, molecular function: SNARE binding; phosphatidylserine binding; clathrin binding. Gene Ontology annotation, biological process: calcium ion-regulated exocytosis of neurotransmitter; synaptic vesicle endocytosis. Gene Ontology annotation, cellular component: synaptic vesicle membrane; exocytic vesicle; dense core granule. The record is from RefSeq and is a predicted model, not a curated record. Lineage: Eukaryota; Metazoa; Chordata; Actinopteri; Salmoniformes; Salmonidae.
UGCUGCCUGAAGAGUAACUUGGACAUUUUUAGCUUCCUUUCUUGUUCCUUUUUAUUUUUUCCUGUGUUGCCCUUGUUGACCAAUAUGGUUUUCACCACAGCUGCUGUCCUUGGUGCUACGCUGGGCACUGCGUCGGGCAUCCUCACUCUCUGUGGGCUCUCACUGAUCUGCAGGUCCUGUAAGAAAGGCAAGCCGGAAAGUGGUGAAGAUGCAGACCCAGAGAAGGCUAAACCCAGUGUUCUGCACUCCUCAGAGCAGUUCAGUGUGGUAAAAUCCACAGAGCCCAUCCAACCAAGGACAUUGUUGAAAUUUCCUAAAAUAUACAAGCCCAAACCAUCUGUGACCUCAUCUGAGGUCAUCAGAUACCCUGAUCAUGCCUCAGAGAAGGGGGGCGAGCCCUCUUCCGAGGGACCCUCGACUGAGCCUGAUGCUGGUAACCAAGCAACUGACAGCUCUGACACGUUCACGAUCCUCAGACAAGACUCAAAGGACGAAACCCCCUGGGCAAGGGAUCUAACCAAUGGGAUGACAAGAAGCAGCUCCAUCCUCCACCCGAAGCUGCAUUUCUCUCUCACCUAUUAUUCCGAGCAGAAAGAGCUACACAUCACAGUGAUAGAAGCGGAGCAUUUGAGUGUGGGGUCGGGCUGUGAGGGCUAUGUGGCCGGAGUCCUGACCUUAGCAGCAGGACAGAGGGAGGCCCAGACUUUGUCGCGACGCCUGACCAGCCACACCCGCUGGGAAGAAGGCUUGGUGUUCUCCCUGCCAGGGGGGUAUGAGGUGGAGGGCGAAGUGGCUCUCUCCCUGCACAGUUGUGACCACUUCUCCCAGAACACCAACCUGGGCGUCAUGAGGUUCAAGCUAGUUGAUGUGGGCAUGAUGUCCAACGCAGACUGCUGGGUAGAACUUCAACCACCAAAACAGGACAUCCAGUCAGCUGGAGAGCUCCUGCUGUCUAUAAGUUACCUGCCUGCAGCCAACCGGCUGGGAGUUGUGGUGAUGAAGGCUAGAGGACUACAGUCAGACAAGCUGAAGGACUCCAUAGACCUGUCUGUGAAACUGGCCCUGAAGCACCAGACUACCAAGCUGAAAAAGAAGAAGCAGACGCGACGGGUCAAGCACAAGAUGAACCCAGUGUGGAAUGAGAUGAUGAUGCUGGAGGUUCCCCGCGAGCUGCUGUCUAAAUCCAGUCUGGACUUGGAGGUGUUGAACCAAGCAGGUCCUGUUGAGCAGGAGUCCCUGGGCUGCUGCCAGCUGGGUUUACAGGCCUCUAAUACUGGCCUCCAACACUGGCAGCAGAUGCUAGACAACCCCCGUAAGCAGAUCGCCAUGUGGCACCCACUGUAUGACUAAGAUAACCACCUGUCCGCUUUGCCCUUCCAAAUACCCAAAUGGGGGGGCAAGUCAACAGCCCUCCUGGAUCAGGAUUUAGGAGCCUAAAUCUAUUUAUCCACCUAUAUGGAAAGUAUCCCAUUACCUGCAAUUAAUUAUCCCACAGCAUCCCAUGACAUAUCAACAAUAGCAUACACCAAACUGAAAUGUCACUGAAUAUCACAGAAUUUCCAAAGAAUACCAAUUAUGAACACAUUUUAUAUAUUCAAUGAAACUCAUCAAUGCAAUGUAAUACUUUGCCUACAGUACCUAUACUUAACCACCUCCAUGAUCUGUUUUUAUAGCUGAACAGAAUAAAUAUGAUAAUGCCUGUGUUUUUGUGUUAUAGGGGAUUGUGUAUAUGGUAUGUAAUGGUAUGAUAAAUAUCAGUGAAUUAUUCUACAGUAGAGCUGUCAUUUUAUUUGUAAAGUGAUGUAUUCACAUGCUUGGAAAGCAAUCGAGAAAAUGCACCUAGCAGAAACUUAAAGGCCAGCCAAUAUUGAACGGAUAGGAGAUUCAAAAGCCCUGUGUACUACUGAAAGGACAAGUAUUAGUAUUCAUAGAUAUACUGUAACAGUGAUGGAAUUACAGUGGACUACAUAUUUAAAGUUUAUCUUAUUACACAGGGUCUAAAAACAGCAGCUAAAGUUAUACACAGGAUGUAUAAAAAAAAUCAUGCAGUGUUUAAUCAAGUAAUAUACUGUAUUUGUCAUUUUUAUGAAUAUGUGCAGCUGUAUUUUAUCUUAGGAGAAUACGAGAGUUGUUAUACAUGUUAUAUUUAAAGUAGUUACAAUACAACUAUCAACUCAAUUUCACACCUGUUUCCAUUCAACCCACUUUGCUUCAGUUAUGUACAAAAGGUAUUUUUCUCCAUUGUGGUUUUACUUUUACAUAGCUUUUGUCAAGUGAACUGCUAUAGACUGCGCCAGUGAGGAACAUACUGUGUAAUUUGAAAAUGUACACACUGACACACAAAAUGUGUGAAAAUAAAAAAUAUCUUCAAAAUAUGGCAUGCCAAAAUCUGAUUCUAGCAGGGGCGGAAAUCCCGGGGGGGACGGGGGACACACGACCCCCCCAUCCUGGGAAAAAUAUGAUUUGUCCCCCCCAAUAUAUCACUGAAACAUAACUAUGUAAUUUAAAUAAUAUUAAUAAUACGCAAUGAAAGCAAUU